Messenger RNA from Sinocyclocheilus anshuiensis, 6091 nucleotides. RefSeq names its product SUN domain-containing ossification factor-like. Bases 1 to 4068 code for a protein of 1355 amino acids. NCBI's taxonomy places the organism in Eukaryota, Metazoa, Chordata, Actinopteri, Cypriniformes, Cyprinidae. The transcript is spliced from 23 exons. Gene Ontology annotation, biological process: protein folding in endoplasmic reticulum; regulation of bone remodeling. Gene Ontology annotation, cellular component: membrane; cytoplasm. The record is from RefSeq and is a predicted model, not a curated record.
AUGUUUGGGAAUCUUACGUUUGUCUCUGUGUGUUACAGGCACUCUUGUCAUCAUGUUUAUUGUUCAGAAGAGAUCUCCUCUGGCCCAGGACUCCCUGCACAGGAUGACAGCCGUUACACAGCGCAGGAAUCAGGGGCCGACGACAAGGUUGAAGAGGAAAGGGCGACACACACUCAGUCAUCGUACGACGUGGGUCUGGAGACAGAGAGAGCUGCACUAAAGGAAACAUCAUUGCACUCACAAGACGCCCUGCACGAAGAGAAGCACAAACAGACUGUGAAUUUGGAAGAAGUGUUGGAGGAGCCGCAGAUUCAGCUUGUGUCUGCUCUCCCUGAGCUAGAACAACAACAACAACAGCAGCAGCAGCAGGAGCAGCAACCAGAACCCCAGAGCACCCAACAAUCAGACCAACAACAGUCAGCUCAGCCACCAACACUUACACAGCCCCAAACAGCAACACCACUCUCCCAGCCCCAGCCAGACCCUGAAACUCCACAGGCCACUGCCACAGAAGACCAGGCUGCCCACGCCUCCGCUACUUUAACCCCUCCACAGACUGACCCACACGGAGAAGACCCAUCCGCACCUCCUGCUGAACUCCAGAAGAGCCCAGAGUCAGCCUCACCUACCUCAGUCACCUCCGAGGAGAGCUCCUCCAGUGGACUAGAUGUUCUGCGUCCUGAUGGCCCUGUAGAGAACUCUAGUGCCAGUCAGUGUGAGGUGGGCCCUGUGCCCCCCUUCAGCCAGUCCCUUGGCACCACACUCACCAGUUUUGUGGAGGAACAUGUGGAGGAACAUGUGGAGAAGCAAGCAGAGAACCAGUCUGCCACAUUGGGAGUACAGAGUACAGAGACCAGUGCUGACCCGACUGCCACUCUGCUCCCGAGUGAGCUGGACCUCACAGAGCUGGGGCAGACAACCAGUAUCCCUCCACCUACAAAAAGCCAGCAGGUGGUGGACCAUGAGGGAGCAACAGACCCUCCUGUACCCAGUAAAGAGGACAUCCCCACUUUUGAUGAGUGGAAGAAGAAAGUGAUGGAAGUAGAGGAGAAGAAAAGUCAGUCUCUGCACACUUCAUCAAAUGGCAGCCCUCAUCCAGUCAAAAAGGUCCAAAAGAAUUUCAAGAAUAACUACGCUUCUGUCGAAUGUGGGGCCAAAAUCCUCUCGGCCAACAAUGAGGCCAAGAGCACAUCUGCCAUCCUGAUGGAGAACAUGGAUCUGUACAUGCUGAACCCCUGCAGUACCAAGAUCUGGUUUGUUAUUGAGCUCUGUGAGCCAAUCCAGGUGAAGCAGCUGGAUAUUGCAAACUUUGAGUUGUUCUCCUCUACACCAAAAGAUUUCCUUGUGUCUAUAAGUGACAGGUAUCCGACCAAUAAGUGGAUCAAGCUGGGCACCUUUCACGCCCGUGAUGAACGCACAGUACAGAGCUUCCCUCUGGAUGAGCAACUCUAUGCCAAAUAUGUCAAGAUGUUCAUCAAAUACAUAAAGGUUGAGCUACUCUCCCACUUUGGCUCUGAACACUUCUGUCCACUCAGCCUGAUCAGGGUGUUUGGCACCAGUAUGGUGGAGGAGUAUGAUGAGAUAGCUGACUCUCAGUACACGUCAGAGAGAGCCGAGUAUCUUGAUGAAGACUAUGAUUACCCACCCGGCUACCUGCCGUCAGAGGACAAGACAUCGAAGAAUCUGCUGGGCUCUGCUACAAACGCCAUCCUGAACAUGGUAAACAACAUCGCAGCAAAUGUGCUAGGAGGGAAACCAGAACUAGAGGACGGAGCUGAAAUGGAAGGAAACGUUUCCUCUGGGACAGAAAACGUCACCCAGACGUCAACAGAAACCACACUCACGCCAGAACCUACUGAACAGCCCUCUACGCUGGAUGUUCUUGAGCUGGAUCCCACUCUAGUGAAGGAUGACUUAGAGGUUCCUGUUCCUGAGGCUCCUUCAGAACCUCCACCUGAGAAGAGCCGUAUCGUCAUCCUCAUCGAGGAGGACGAAGAGGCCACUCAGCCAACGGUGACCCUGCUGGAGGAGGAGCAAGAGGAGGAGAAAAGUACAGAGGAGAUGUGGGAGCGGGAGAGCGCCACAUACUGCGGCCACCUCUCCACUUUGUCCUGUUUGGCAUCUUUGCACGAACACUUCUGCUGCUACUGUUCAGCAGCAUUAGCACUACAGCGCCAGUGUAGAGACCAGCGCCACAAAGCACAGCACACACACACCGACACAGACACUCAAACCACCCCUCAGCAGUCCCUCCCUGACACCACCCCAACCCAAGAGCCCCCUGUGCCCUCCGAGAAACUUCCAGAAACAGAGCAGCCCUCUCAGGCACAAGCUGAGAGGAUUUCCCCUACUGAAACGGUGGCUUCUCCGCCUCAGUCCUCCAGUGGGGAAUCUGCCGUCACAGAUCAGGAGCUCCCACCUGAGACCAUUCUGUUAGAGCCUAGUCGUACCUCCACCCUUCCCCCACACAGCUUCUCCGACACCCCCACCCAAAACAUCCCAGAGUUCCCACCCACGGGAGAGCCUGUGGAUCAGCGUCCGCAGUACCUGGAUGACAUCCCAGAAACCCGUACGCCUGUCAGCAGCACCAGCAGCCUCCUCUCUCCCAGUGCCGCCUCCUCUCCGCUCUCUUCCACCACCACCACUGAACCCCACAGCCCAGAGACGGACCCUCCCAAACUGGAGCUCCCCGUCGCCACCAAAGAGCAGACGGUUCAGCCGUUGCCCACCCACACUCGCCCCGCUGAUAUCCCACCUCCUACUGAACUUCCCAUCCCGCUUCCAGAGGCCUCGGAUAUCGGCAGGACUGCAGGGGUUGAAGAUCCUCACCACAGUGCUGUGUCCUCCCAGCCAGAGCUUUCUGAAGCCCCUCUGUCUCAACAAGAGGAGACUGUUGAUGACAUUCUGCUACCGCACCGCACCGUCGGAGAGUUUUACGCAGAGCAGCAGCAUUCGGCAGAAAUGGGCCACGGGAAUGGAAACGGCAACGGGAAUCAGGUGCACGGAUCCAACCAGAAGGAAUCGGUGUUCAUGAGAUUGAAUAACAGGAUUAAAGCACUAGAAAUGAACAUGUCGCUCAGCAGCAGAUACCUGGAGGAGCUCAGCCAGAGGUAUCGUAAACAGAUGGAGGAGAUGCAACGGGCUUUCAACAAGACCAUCAUCAAACUGCAGAACACCUCCAGAAUCGCAGAAGAGCAGGACCAGAAACAGACAGAGUCUAUACAGCUGUUACAGAGCCAGCUGGAGAAUGCCACCAGGAUCAUGCUGAACCUGUCUGCCACAGUUGCUCAGCUACAGCGAGAGGUGUCUGACAGACAGAGUUACCUGGUGCUGUCUCUGAUCCUGUGUCUGACGCUGGGUCUGCUGCUCUGUAUGCAGUGCUGCAGGAGCUUGCCCAGUCACAACACCAGCUCAACCAUUCCCAUGAGCAACAACUACCCCAGCCCUAAGAGGUGUUUUUCCUCAUAUGAUGAUAUGAGUCUGAAACGGAGAGUUUCUUGUCCUCUCAUUCGUUCAAAGUCAUUUCAACUGCCCACGUCAGAAGUAGGUCCUGAUGACUUGUACAUUGUAGAACCUCUAAGGUUUUCUCCAGAGAAAAAGAAGAAACGCUGCAAGACAAAAGGAGGGGACAGAGUGGAGACGCUCCAGGCCUCCGUCCCCUCAGCGACGAGUGUUAACGGUGAAACAUCAUCACCUUCUCUUCAAUUCCUGCCGUCAACGUGCAACAGCUACGCAUCCACCUGCUCAUCCAGGGACUGUGUGUCAGAGGGCAGCUCCGAGAGCUCCGCUUCCACACUGUCUGAGGAGUCCUUCAGCAGUGCCCCCUCCAUGAACGGACACGACCCCACCCUGUGCAACGGCGAGCCGCCGCCGGCCAAGAGCAAGAUGGAGAAGAGGUCUCUGAAACGCCGCAAGUCCAAGAACGCUGAGCAGCAGGAGGCCCGACGCGUGGGGGAGAUACUGCCACUUCCUGUGACCGUCGUGCCCACGCUGGAGGAGCUCAUGAAGGGAAAGGCAGACCUGGGCAUGGCCACAUUCGGAAGGACAGCUGUAACGGGACGAGUUUGAGUUUUCACGCCACCAUCUUUCUUUUUCUUAUUCCAGCUUUUCGAAAUUUCAUUGUGAGCGCUGAUCCUGACGCCGUCUUCACUACAUCCUGGUUCUCUGAACUUUGGUUAUGUGCCUUUUUUAUCCAAUCAGGAUCGUUUUUUUUCUUUUAUUUUAUUCUUCUGGGGAAGUUCUGACUGAUAAACAUUGGCAAGUAUGAAUGAGACUUGGUUUGAUGUUGCAGAGGUGGCGCUGCGUCACCGUGACCAGGAGUUUAUGCCGAUUUACAGAUGGCAGACCAACAACAUUCUAACAUGACCCUCGGGUCUCCAUUUCCUCUUUCUCUGUCCCUUUAAGGCUCACUCGCUCUUUUUUCCUUCCUGGUUGGAUAUGUAAUUGUACAUGUGAGUGUGUGUGACUGUACGCCAGUCAUUGUCUGUGGUUGGUUUGUGGGACCAGUGAUGUCACAUAGCACAGGGCUUCAAUCCAGUGAACAGAGCUGAAUGAAAAACAGAUCCAGUCCAUGUUAAUUCUGUCAUUUUCUCUUUUAGAGCCAAAUUAAGUUUUUUUUUUUUUUUUCCCCCCCCUCUACUAUUCGAAUCACGAUCUAGUUUGACCAAUGAGUCCAGGCUGGGCCUGAACACUCACACACACACACACACACACACACACACAUAUUCAUAUAUCAACAUGUUCACAUUGUGACGCACCCAACAGCAUCUCAAGCAUGUUUACAGCUCAUUUUCUUCAUGUUCAGUGGAGCCGUCAUAAAAAAAGACACAUUUUUACACGCUUUAAAUAUACACGGGGAUUUUGUAGGGGACAUUCUGUUAUUUUAGUGGUAAUUAUUUAUGUAUUUAUUUAUUUAAAUGGGACCUGGGCUCUAUGAGAUCACGGUCAUGUGAUAUAUGAGAUACAGUGGCCCCUCCAACCUCCAUGUAAGAGAUUUAUUACAGAUACACACAAAUGGUACGGACAACAUCUUCCUGUUCUCUAAAGAUUGCACACUCUGUGAUUUGAGAAAGCUGGAUUCAGCUUUUGACUUCUUAAACUUUUUUUUGCAUUCAAAUCAAAUGAAGCAUCAGAUAAAUCCCUUCUAACGCUCGUAACAUCUGAUUGGCUCAGCUUCUGGCUGUGAUUUGCUCCUUCUCGCUGGAUCUGUUUGGACGAGCUUUGCCUUUGGGUUACUGGAAUCGAGGUGAAUCGUAAAAACGGCCGAGCUCUCGUUGUUGUGCAAAUAUUAUGCAUAGUCCAGCAAAGCAACCGUCUGGUCUGUCCUACCUGUCAUGUACGUGUAAAGAUUGUGUGUGUGUGUGUGUGUGUGUCCAGCAUCUUCUCUUUACACACUCCAUGUCCCUCUUAACACACUUUCUGUGUGUGUGUGUUCGCUGCUUUCUUAGUUGUUUUUAAUGCAUCCAAGAGACCAUUUGACAUCCCAGUAGAGUUUCUGUGUCAGAUCUUUGUGUUGUGUAAGAUUGUGUUUUCUUUCACGCAGGCGAUCCCAUCAUUGACCUUUAAUCAGACUGUGGGGUUUAGAGAAUGUGAAUUCACAUCAUGAUUUCAAUAAAAGGGAAAGAUUGGGAUGGCGUGCAAUGGACCAUCUCUGUGAUUUCCAUGCUACAUGUUUCACUUUAAAAUGUUUCACUACCUUUCUCCUUUUUGAAUGGUAACUGAUAUAUGCUUGUGGAAUUUGUGGAUGUUUUCUCAUCAGUGUGUAUGUUGAUGAUUCUUUCCAGUACACCAGUGAGUAGAGACCGCUGCGUGUGUCUCUCCUGUGCACUUUGGAGAACUCCACAUGCCUUCGUUUUUCUACACCAUACCUUGUACAAGUGCUUUUUCGCCCCAGGCUUUCCUUGGUACGGCGCCCUCUAGUGGCGGAUGCCUGAUUUAUUUAAACGUCCGCUAGGUGGCGCCCAAAUGAAAUCUCAUCAUCUGUGAGGACGAACUGCACAGUAUUAGAUUUUUUGUUUUUCCAAUUGUAACUACAGCAGUGUAGUGCCAUUAGAAACUGUGAAUUUAUAAAUAAAACACUUUGUUGUCUUUA